AUGGGUCAAUUAUUCUUCCAAGUCCACUUGCUCGCUGUCGCAGCUAUCGCUGUUGGUGUUGCUGCUCGCGGUGGUCAAGGCCAUGGUCGUCACGGCACUCAACCUGCCGAUUAUGUUAUCGUCGGUGCUGGUCCUGCAGGUCUUGUUCUGGGUGAGCAGCUUUUCGUAAUGGAAAAAAGAGCGUUGUCCUCAUUGAAGCUGGUCCGGACAGCAUCAACAAUGCUACCAUUGAUACUCCUGCGAUGCACCCUUUUAUUAGAUCCUUUUUUCGAUGCUGUGCAGAAUGAGCUGGGUCUCGAUGAGGUUGACAUGACUGAUGGCCGUGGUAUCGGCCUUGACCGAGGACUGUCUUCUAUUACUGCUAUCAAUCGCACCCGUUCCUACGGUCGUACCACUGCCGUCAGUGUCACUUACCGUGUUGAUGGUAAGGCCACUACCAUCAAGGGUAAAGAGAUCAUUGUUAGCGGCGGUGCUAUCAACACCCCCAGGCUUCUUUUACUUUCUGGUGUCGGUCCCAAAGAAACCUUGAAACCUCCCGGAAUCGAAGUCGUUGCUGGCAUCCCUGAUGUUGGUUCCAAACUUCGUGACCACGCUUUGUCAAUCAUUGAACUCGAAGUUGUCCCUGAAAUUAUACUGCAUACCAAUGUCAAUCGAACUGGAAUCCUUGGUUCCAAUAACGGUUUUGUCUACGCCGCUUUCCGUCUACCUGACUCCACCUGGGAUGGAAUUGACAGUAGCCACCACACCUCUUUGCCCGAGGACUGUCCUCACAUUCUCCUGGAGUUCUCAGCCUUGCCUUUCCUUGCAACCCCUGACAGCGCUCUCACCGCCUGGGCCAGUCUCUUCCAGCCAGAAGGUUCUGGUUCUGUCACUAUCAACACGGCCGACUACACCGUAGAUCCAUUAAUCUACACCAACUACUACUCCACCGAAGCCGAAAGGGCUGCUAUCAUCGUCGGUUUCAAGAUCCUGAUGAACGUUAUCCAGAAUGAGGAAAUCAAGAAGCUCACCAUCAACCAGAUUUACCCUACGACUCCACUGACAACUGAUGAUGAAAUCUGGGCUGUUAUUCAAGCUCAGACUGACACUUUCCACCACCCCAUGGGAACAGUAGCUAUUUGCAUCCGUGUUGUUGACUCGAGCACUUUCCCUUUGCCUGUCACUUGUCACCCUCAGGCCACAGUUUAUGCUUUAGCCAACCGAGCUGCUAAGGAUAUCAUUGCAGCUGAUGCUGAUGAUGAGAAUUAA
Messenger RNA from Talaromyces stipitatus ATCC 10500, 1248 nucleotides. RefSeq names its product GMC type oxidoreductase, putative. The transcript is spliced from 5 exons. The coding region runs from base 1 to 1248 and encodes 415 amino acids. Lineage: Eukaryota; Fungi; Ascomycota; Eurotiomycetes; Eurotiales; Trichocomaceae. The record is from RefSeq and is a predicted model, not a curated record. Gene Ontology annotation, molecular function: flavin adenine dinucleotide binding; oxidoreductase activity, acting on CH-OH group of donors.